AUGGCUCAGUUAACCAUGGAGCACAAAAGAGCUCGCCUGGAACAUCUCUUUGGUGGCCUUGAUGAUGUCAAGGGCUACCUAACUAUUGAAGAGUUCAUUGGUGGACUUAAUAUGCCUUAGUUCAGGCAUUUUCUGAGCUCACUGAUCUUGAUAAAAAAGGCAAGGAAGAGGAAGGCAGCUUUGAUGAAGGCAACUUCAAACCUGGCCCUGGAGGAAGUUAAUAUUGAGGAGAAAAAACAUUUUGAGGCUUUCAUAAACAAAUUGGGAGCUGAUAAUGUCUUUGAAGACAAGUCAGAAAUCUGGAAGAUCUGGGUGCAGCUCUGGGAGGCAGAACCACAUCUGCUGGGAAAUCUGAAGGAGUUCUUGGCUAAAAUGGCACACUUGAUCAAGGAAGCUAAGCAUGAAAAAGAGAAGAUACAGUUACUACUGAAAAUACAAAUUUCUGAUCACAAUAAGAAGGUGCAGAAGCUAUAUGAGGAAAUGGAGCAGCAAAUUGAGAAGGAGAAACAAAAGCUGAAGAAGGAGAGUAAAGCCAGGAGCCAGUUGCAUUACAUGGAGAUGCAGGAAGAGUUGGAUGUCAGAGAACAGGAAAUCCAGCAUUUCUUCAUUGUACAAAGAGAGCUUGAAACUCAGUUGCUCAGCCUCAAGGCAAAGCAGGUGGUGGCCAAUAGCCAAACCCAGCAGCUGAAAGAAAUCAAGGGCAGCCUUGAAAACCAGCUCCAACAAACCUUCCAUCAGCUUCAAAAGACUGAAAGGUGUCUGGAUGUCAUGAAGGAUAGAAUAUCCCAACUGCACAGUGAAGACAGGGCAUCUGAUGAUGUGACAUCAGUGACUGAAGGUGAAUCCAGGAGAAGAGUGAUUUUCAUUGAAGAAGAUCCUUUGAUAGAGCCUUUUGUAGAAGAAGAUCAAUACUUUCCACAGCAGCCUUCAGACCAAAAUUCUUUGUUUAAAGAGUUGAAUGAGGCUAUUGCAGCACUGAGCAAAACGUCUGGAUCCCAUUACCAAGAAAUAGAUGACUUUGGUUUUCAGCAGCAAGAGCCCUUGGAUCAAAUUCAACAUCAUGAAAGUUCUCAACAAAAUAUAAUGCUAAAUAAAAUACCUCAUUCUCCAAUAAAAGAAUGCUCAACCAACAAUGCUAUACAAAAAAGAGUUUCUGAAAUGCCUAGUGGUCAGGAUACCUCAGAAGCAGGAAGUCUUCUUAGAGAAGGACCAGUUCACAUACAAGUCAGAGAUCUGGAGAUGAAGAAAGCUAACUUUUCUAAAUUUAGAAAGGAAGUCAAAACUCCAGAGCCAAUGCCGAGAGAAAGUUUUGUUUCCAUGAUUCAACCUCUUGUUUACUCAGACUUGGCAACACAAGUUAGUGACUACAAGGAAAGCCCAGUAGAAAGGGGGAUUCUGGUUUUAGAAGAGGUAACCCAACCUGAACAUAAGAAAGUUUUAAAACACAGUGAUACCAUCCAGGUUCAGCAGCUGUCCACUGAAGGUGUGGCAAACCAGACUCCAGAAAUGAAAAUACUAGGUGGAAAGGUAUCUCAUACUCAGCACCCUCUGCUGAAAACUAUGCCACCAGAGUAUUUUCUGCCCAGGGUGGCUCUACCCAAGUUACAUGCAGGGAAUAAUCAAAGCAAUCAGUUACAGGACAUGUUUAGGCCAGAAAUGCAGAUACAACUUGCUGAAAGACUAGAGAUAUGCUCAUCAGAAGACAGAAGAGAAGGAUGGAUUGGUCCAUCUGAGUGUAAGAAGAAUCAAGAGGUCAGUGCAGAAUUUAAUGAAGAAACCAGUGUUAGACCAGAAGUUUGUGAUUGCCAAAUGAAUAAAGAAACUUCUAAAGACACCACAGUUCUGUAUUCUCAUCCAGAUUGCAUGUAUAAUGUGCUGUUUAUAGGAGGCUCUAAUGUUGGCAAAACUUCCUUUUUGAACAGGUUGCAAAAUGACUCUUUUGAUGCAAACGUGACUGCAACUAUAGGAAUGGACUAUCGGAUCAAAAACCUGGUUUUGGAUAGCAAAUGCUUUGCUUUACGACUGUGGGACACAGCUGGCCAAGAAAGAUAUCACAGCAUCACCAAGCAGUUUUUCCGAAAGGCGGAUGGAGUGGUGCUGAUGUAUGACAUCACCUCAGAAUGCAGUUUUGCAGAUGUGCGGUACUGGCUGAACUGUGUCCAGGAAGGAGCAGGGGAUGGAAUCGUUGUCCUUCUGCUUGGGAACAAAACAGACUGCAAUGUGGAAAGGAGAGUGUCUGUAGAGGAUGGAGCACAUCUGGCCAAGGCAUGUGGACUCCCAUUUUAUGAAUGCAGCGCUGCUUCAGGUCACAAUGUCACAGAAUCCAUAGUCCAGUUAGUCAGGUUGAUGAAAAUUCAGGAAGACGAAUUAAAAAAGAAGGUUCUAGAAUUACCAGUGCCACUUAAAAAUAAGAUAAGUUGUUGUUUAUAAAGUGGAAAAGGCUAAUAACUGUUGAUCCUUGUGUCUACUGUGUGAAUAGGUAUAUUGUUUGCCCUCUUGAAUCUGGGUUGAAUCCAACUUGUAUAGCAUAGGAAGUUUUGCCACCUCAGAUGAAAACUGAGGAUGGUCAUUGUUCUACAGCAGUGUUGU
Python bivittatus (Burmese python) is the source of this 2589-nucleotide messenger RNA. NCBI's taxonomy places the organism in Eukaryota, Metazoa, Chordata, Lepidosauria, Squamata, Pythonidae. The record is from RefSeq and is a predicted model, not a curated record.